This is a messenger RNA of Malassezia sympodialis ATCC 42132, 1074 nucleotides long. It is a transcript of the gene ECM31, whose product is annotated as 3-methyl-2-oxobutanoate hydroxymethyltransferase. Gene Ontology annotation, biological process: pantothenate biosynthetic process. Lineage: Eukaryota; Fungi; Basidiomycota; Malasseziomycetes; Malasseziales; Malasseziaceae. The record is from RefSeq and is a predicted model, not a curated record. Gene Ontology annotation, cellular component: mitochondrion. Gene Ontology annotation, molecular function: magnesium ion binding; 3-methyl-2-oxobutanoate hydroxymethyltransferase activity.
AUGCGUGCUAUGCACGCGAGUCCACUUCGAGACAGUGCGUGGGCAGUUCCACCUAUCGCGGCAGAUCAGCAUGUGCCGCUGCCGCCUAUUACCAGGCAUGAUAUUCAGAGUUCUAAAGAUAACGGCACACCUCUGGUUUGCAUCACAGCCUUCGAUUAUCCGACAGGUCUGGCGGUUCGCGGAGCUGGUGCCGAUAUGUGCUUAGUAGGUGACUCACUGGCGAAUGUCGCUCUGGGAUAUGCGUCCACCCGCGCCCUAACACUGGAUGCCUCGAUUCAUCAUGGAAAAAGUGUGCAUGCGGCUCUUCAUGCCACGGAGCUCCAGUAUGAUCGACGCUGCCCUCGUGCACCGCUGAUGAUUGUGGAUAUGCCAUUCGGCUCGUUUAUUGGCUCCAUGGACGAUGCUGUGAUGAAUGCGGCGCGCGUCAUGAAGGAGACGCAAGCGGCUGCCAUCAAGAUGGAGGGCUCGAUGGAACUUGUUCCGCUCAUUGAGCGCCUUACGAGUGCAGGGAUUGACGUGAUGGGGCAUAUUGGUCUGCAACCCCAGCACUUCGGUGAUGCAGCGGGCUUCAAAGUCCAGGGCAAUACCGUACGCAGUGCUCUAUCUGUGCUGCAUACGGCACUCGCUCUUGAAAAGGCAGGGUGCUUUUCGCUGGUGAUCGAGUGCGUGCCAUCCAAGGUGGGUGAGGCCAUCAGCCAGCGACUGCACAUUCCUACCAUUGGUAUCGGCGCAGGCCCCGGUACGCAUGGGCAGGUGCUGGUGUGCAGUGAUGUGACGGGAGAUCUUGCGAGCCCCUCCCAUGUAUCUGCCGUUCUUGCAGGCUUGGAUGCAUCGAACGACGCAGCUGUCGAGAAGAGCAUGGUGCCUCACACGCCGGCGUGGCCAACCCCGCCUAAGUUCGUGCGUUGUUUUGCCGAGCCAAGACUGGGUGCCGCGCGCAUAUCUGCAUUGCGAAGUUUUUCAGAGGCUGUGCGUCAGCGUACUUUCCCUGACAAUGCUGUCGAGGCAUAUCGCAUCAAGUCCCAUGAGUGGGCCGCGUUUGAGCGCGCCAUAGCCGACAUACCCCGACGUUGA